AUGCCGGCCGCUUCUUCUGGCCCGAAGCCAGAGACACCGCGGGAGAAGGCGCUCCGGCGACAAAUCGUGGCGGCGUUUGUGCUUGUAGUGUUCCUUUUCGGACUUCCACUCUGGUACAUCACCACACUGGUUCACAGGGCCGAGUUACCAGCUUCUCAAGUGCAUAGCUUGCAGAAACGGUUGGAGCGGGAACUCCGGUUCGAAGUGCCGGUGUACAUCGACCUCAGCAACGCCCAGCAGACUACUGUCAGCGAGGCGCAAAGCAUGAUCAACCAGGAAAUCCAGGCGAUUUAUCCCGCUGGCUUGCCGUGGAACGUGGUUUUAAAACGCGGGAGAGGCGGUGCGACCGAUUAUAGCAUCACGUUGAAGCGAGUACAAAAGGGCGAGUCCAUCUACAUUUCGCCCUACAGCCGCCACGUGGAUGUGUACUUGUCUGACGAUGUAAUCGCGGAAAAGAAGGUGACGGAGCUCAUUCUGAAGGUGGUGGUUCAUGAUUUAUUCCGCUCUGAAUUGGAAAAGUUUGGCCAUAUUGGGGAGAGGGCCGACAUGAAUGUAGUUCCGUACGCGCCGUCGUACCACUUGACUUUUUCCUUGUUGUACGAGGGCGGUCAGCCAGUUGCAUGGGACAUUCAAGAGACGUGGAACAGGUACAUGAAGAACUUUUUGCAAGAGUUGCAGCCGUUUGCCAAUUUUACCGUCGACUCUCAAAUCCAGUACUACUCCAAGCUUGUCAGCUACCCUGCGUACAACCCCUCCUGCGAUUGCUACCUCUUGACUGAAGCAGAUCUUUCCACCUUUGUCAACUACGGUGACUGGAAUUUGGACGCUGCCACCGCAAAACAGACGCUCAACUUUAUCGUCUACAUCCCUGCCAAAGACAAGCCAUUCCGUAUUCAAGACUCCACCACCAAUACCUUUAUUGUUCCCCGCUGGGGUGCCGUCAAAGUACUUAACAAAAAUAUCAGUGCCAGCUCCACGUUGCCCACCGAGGAAUUGAUCCCCAUUAUGGAAACUUUUGCGUCGUCUUUGCUCCAGCUACUCGGCGCCCCAAAGACUCCGUUAGCCCCGAAGAUCCGCAUCGACAUCUUGACCCGCACUGCCAUUCACCAAAACUUGCAUCAGUCGGUCGCUAACAUGUUCUCACUCUUAAAGCUCGUGGAGAAGCUCGACAGCAUCUCCAUCCCGAAGGUCACGUUGGUUCACAUGCAGAACGCUAUCAGUGCUGUUGAGCACAGUUUGCGUGCCGUCAAGGGUGGCGACUGGGUCCAGGCCAGCCGCUGGGCUGCGGAAGCCCUUGUGGCGUCCAAUACAGCCUUCUUUGAAGAGAAUAUGGUUCAGCAGAUGUACUUUCCAGAUGAACAUAAGUUUGCCGUGUACAUGCCGUUGUGUGGGCCCGUGCUCAUGGUGACCCUUUUGGGGGUAUUUCGUGUUGUUCGCGAGCUCAAAGCGUGA
This is a messenger RNA of Babjeviella inositovora NRRL Y-12698, 1452 nucleotides long. RefSeq lists its product as uncharacterized. NCBI's taxonomy places the organism in Eukaryota, Fungi, Ascomycota, Pichiomycetes, Serinales. The record is from RefSeq and is a predicted model, not a curated record. Gene Ontology annotation, cellular component: GPI-anchor transamidase complex. The transcript has a single exon. Bases 1 to 1452 code for a protein of 483 amino acids. Gene Ontology annotation, biological process: attachment of GPI anchor to protein.